CAAGCAGAGUAGAGCAGACGCCAACAGCCACACAAACACACUCCCCUCUCAGUUACAUGCACAGACACACACAUACCACACACACCACCACCAUCACCACCACCACCACCACACACAGUGACGGCUGCCAGGCUCAGUGGGAAGCAAGGCGUCAGGGAGAGAGCUUGAGAAGAAAGAGAGAGGGAUCGCAGAGGGGAAGAGAAGAAAAGAGAAGAGAGUUGGAGGGGGCACCUUGUGGAUCAGAAGGGAUUUUCCUCUGUGAGUGCACGUCUGGAUAAGGCUAUCUGCUUCUUCUUCCUCAGCGAGAGGAGUUUUUACUGAGGCUUUUUCUUUGCUGUUCAUCCUCCACGCCGGGCUCCAGCGAUAUCUACCUAUCUAUCCCCGGAGCUUAACAAAAGAGGGAGGGAGUGAGAGAGAGAGUGAGGUAACAAAAAAAAAAAGGCAGUCACAGCUUCAGCUCCAGACCACCCUCUCUACUCCUCCUCCUCCUCCUCCUCCUCUUCCUCCUCCUCCUCCUCCUCCUCUCCUCUCCCCAGCUCCACAUCCAUGUGUGAGUUCAUCGCUGAUUUCACUGUCUUUUGAGGAUAGAGCAGAGGACAGCGUGUGUUCUCCAGGAUACAGCCGAGCUCCCCGUGGGAUCAGAGUCUCGUCUGGUGUAAGAGAGAGGGGGAGGAAGACCGAGACAGGGAAACGGAUACACAGGAAAAGAGAAAAGAGACAAGAGAGAGAGAGAGAGACGCUGGAAAGCAAAUUGAGGGGCAUGCUCAGGGCAGCAGAGAAGAAGAGUGAAUCUAAUUUUUAGUGCGGAGACAGUGCAAAGAACCGGCAACUGGAUCCCAACCAUUCAUCCUUCCUCCUCUUCAUCAUCCUCUUCUUCCCUCUUCUUUUACCCUCUCUCAGUCAAUUCCCUCUAUUGUUUCCUGUACUGCCUCCUGCUAUCCUCUCAUAUCUUCCCUUUCCACCUCCUCCUUCUCCCAGGAAUCUUUCCUUCCAGACCUUACGGGAAGAAUGUGUUUGCGAGGUUCCCUGUGAGCUCCGAGACAAGUGGACAGACUGAAAUCCCAAGUACUCUCCGUCCUCCUCUCCAUCCCUUCUUCCGUGCAUUCAUCACCUUCACCAGCGACGGGAGAGUGUUCUCUCUGCAUCCUCCACUCUUGGAAGCAGCCGUCUGAAGGAUCCAGGCCAGCCCCUCGGAGUGAUCGUAACCCCACCUGUGAGCUUCUAUCUCCAGCCUCCAGGACCUUCAAUUGGAUUCCAGCUACAUGGGAAAACGUUUGGAGCAGCAGCCAAUGUACCCCCACUACACAUACUACUACCCCCACUAUCUCCAGACUAAGCAGCAGUCUUAUGCUCCUCCCCCUCCGCCUAUGGCCCCGCCCAGCCCUGGCACCACAGGAGGAGGAGGAGGUGGAGGUGGAGGUGGAGGUCAGGGAGGAGGGCUAGUGGAGCAACUUAGUAAGACCAACCUGUACAUCCGAGGCCUGCCACCUGCCACCACCGACCAAGACCUCAUCAAACUAUGCCAGCCAUAUGGAAAAAUUGUGUCAACAAAGGCCAUCUUGGACAAAAACACCAAUCAGUGCAAAGGCUAUGGCUUUGUGGACUUUGACAGCCCUGCAGCAGCCCAGAAGGCCGUGGCCUCGCUCAAAGCCAGUGGAGUCCAGGCACAGAUGGCGAAGGUCUGCUCCGGACCUGGACCGGCCACGGGUUCCACCCACCGUGGAAACAGACACACACGGACUGGAACAGAUACGAAUGGAGAGACGGAGCGACAGCAACAGGAGCAGGACCCCACCAACCUGUACAUAUCCAACCUGCCGGUGUCGAUGGAUGAGCAGGAGCUGGAGAACAUGCUGAAGCCGUUCGGUCACGUCAUUUCCACACGGAUACUGAGGGAUGCCAACGGCCUGAGCAGAGGAGUAGGCUUUGCCAGGAUGGAGUCAACAGAGAAGUGUGAUGUGGUGAUUCAAAAUUUCAAUGGCAAAUUUUUGAAAACCCCUCCAGGCAUGACGGCCCCUGCAGAGCCUUUACUGUGCAAGUUUGCUGACGGAGGCCAGAAGAAGAGGCAGACGCAGGUCAAAUAUCCCCAGAAUGGCCGACCGUGGACACGGGAAGGAGAGAGCGGUAUGGCGUUGACGUAUGAUCCGACAGCGAUGCAGAAUGGGUUCUACUCUUCGCCGUACAGCAUCUCCACCAACCGGAUGAUUGCUCAGACGUCAAUCACACCCUUCAUUGCUGCCUCUCCUGUCUCCACAUAUCAGGUCCAGAGUACAUCUUGGAUGCCACAUCAACAGUAUGUUAUGCAACCUACAGGUGCUGUGAUCACCCCAGCUGCCGCCAUCGAGCCCAGUUUGUCCCUUCACCCCUCCAGUGUAAUGGCUCCUCUCACCCAGCAGAUGAACCACCUGUCUCUGGGCCCCACUGGCGCCUACAUGCCUGCUGCAGCGACUGCUCCUAUGCAAGGAACCUACAUUCCCCAGUACACUGCAGUGCCUGCCUCUGCCAUCACAGUGGACGGCGUGGUGACAGACCCUUCUCCACAGACAGCUGCCCCCUCCUCACAGGACGCCAGCGGGCAGCAGCCUUUAUCAGUGGAGAACACAGGAGAUCAUGCCACAGCCUACUCUUACCAGCAGACUAAAUAAGAAGAUUGGUAGGAAUCAUCGCUGCAUUGCCUUCAGAAGGACUGCACUGAGGCGCUGGAGACACAGAGAGAAUCAAAACGAAACAGGACUAAAAAUCAGAGGUGACAUGGACAACAUUGAGGGGAGAAUGCUUCCACUGUGCACAGGCACCAAAUAAAAGACAAAAUGAAGAAAAAAUUCAAUUAUCUUUCUUACCUGUUUGAACCAAGAAAAAGACAGAAGACUAAACAAAUGACGGUUUGCUGAACUAGAGGACAAUGAAAUCAAUCGCAGUCUGCAACUUUGACUUUAUCAUUUUUCACCUUGAGACUGAACUUUGCCUCCAAAGGAAAAAGAGAAGACAUAGACUGAAAUCUAAACUCAACCAAUAAGCUGUACAGAAAAAAAGAACAUUUGAAUGUGCAGGUAGAUUUUCAGACUUUUUUAUUAAAAAAAAUAAAUUAAAAAAAAAAAAGAAGGAAGCAAAGUCUACUAAAAAGACAGGCUGUCUUCCUUUGAUAUUAAGCUACAUUAUUUUCAUUCUUUUUAUUAUUUGAGUAGUUUUCUAGGAUAUCAAUGUUUUCGUAAAUCUUUAUUGCCUUAAUUUUCUCAAAGUUUGGGAAAAGUUUCCAUAGUGUUGAAUUGUUUAAAAAAAACUGAGUGAUUGAAUGAUAUGAGAGGUUUCUGAGAGCCUCAGAGAUUAAAUCUAAAAAGCUAUCUGUACAGGAUAAAAAAAAUAAGGUUGUAUUUGUAUGAAGAUGACUUUAAAUUAUGUGGUGCAGUGCAGCUGAUGUUGGUUGGUUAGAAAAAAAAUCCUUAAUGCGACUUGUGGAAGGGUCAAGCCACUGCUUCCUGGAAAAUGCAGUUUAGUUUAAUCAUAGGAUAAAACGUUCUGUCUCUCCACCUCAUUUGUACUUUUUAGUUGUCUGCUUUUUGAUUGAUUUUUAAAAGGUCUUUGCUUUGCCUGCUUUGCUUGUCUCACUGCAAAAAGAAAAGAAAAAUAAAAACUUUUCUGACUUUGACAAAAAAAAGCAGAAAAAAAACGCUAGGAUUUUUAAAUGUGCAGAAAGCAAUAGUUUUAGUAAAACUGUUGACAGUUUCUCGAGUCUUUCUUAACUGUUGAACAAACGCAGCCUACAGGUGGCAUAUUUUAUACCAAAGAUGAAGAAACUAGGUGGUGAAGAGAUCUUCCUUGUGUUGCUUUUUCUUUAUUUUUUCACUAAAACUUUUUUCUUGCUCGUCAUGCUGUCGCUGUGUGAGAUGAGAACAUGCAGUAGGUCUUUUAACACAAUUGCCUCAAGAUGUUUUGUUUGUCAUGUGAUGCUGAUCUAAAGCAGCUCUGUUACAUCUGCUGAGAGAUCUUGAACCCUGUGGAACAUCGGUGUGUACCUUUUAAACUUACACCCGACUACAUCCUCCUCAGGCUGCGCUGACCGAACUUCCAUCCUAAAUGCCAAAACUGGGACGCGAAAUCUCAUGAUCACUGCUUCCCAAAAUGCUCUAGAUUUGUUCGUUGCGUUUCGAAAUGCAUAGUCCAUGAAGCUAACUGUUUCAUGUCGCCAUCUUGCCAAACACAAGCCACUGAGCAGGUCAAUGAUCUCUGUGAGAGGAAAGGGCAUUUGUGUAGAACAAAAUCAUUUCAGCUUACGUAUAUUCUACUAAAAAGAUAAGGAGAUUUUGUUUUUGUUUUGUUUUUUUGCUGCCUUUUUUUUUUGUCUUUUUUGAGAACUGAUUAUGAUGUGAGAGCUGCUAAACACUUUUCAGUAUUGGGGAUUGAGGUUGUCUUGUGUUGGGUGUCCAGAAGGGCACUAAGUGACCAUUUUAAGUCAGGGUGAAGAUAAAAAUAAAUAGGAACCUGCAUUAUGAGCUGAGAGCAAAAUGCAAAAAACAAAAGGAAAUGCUGACACUGGUUCUGAGGUCACACCCUCCCACCUGACCCUCCACCAAUGAAAGGAAGCUAAUGGAGACAGACGGACAGAAAAAAAAAAAACGCGUGGUUCAACCAAAAUCAAGCAGAUACAAACCUCUAGUGGAAAAUAAAUUAUUGAAAUGAGAGCGAGAGAGAAAGAGAGUAGAGAAAAGCGAGAACAAAAGUAAUAUUUAUGAGAUCUUUUUUUUUGUACAGGUGUGUAAAAGAAGAUGCAACAGAAUAACUUUGAUGAUGCUAUUUUUUUAUUUGCUUGGUCACAUGCCUCCCAUGUCUUUCAAAUUGUGAUUUUGAGAGUGUCUGUAGAACCAGUGGAUAUUGCUGUAGUUUCAAAUGUACCUUUUUUGGGUUUUUUUUGUUUGUUUAUUUGUUUUUUGUUUUCUUUUUAGACAAAACUUUCAAUAAAAAAAAAUAUUUCAAACAGUCAA
Molecule: messenger RNA, 4979 nt
Organism: Amphiprion ocellaris (clown anemonefish)
Lineage: Eukaryota; Metazoa; Chordata; Actinopteri; Pomacentridae
Product: RNA-binding motif, single-stranded-interacting protein 3
Exons: 15
Coding region: 1263-2645 (460 amino acids)
Cellular component (GO): ribonucleoprotein complex; nucleus; cytosol
Molecular function (GO): mRNA 3'-UTR binding; poly(U) RNA binding; poly(A) binding
Source: RefSeq, a predicted model, not a curated record